This is a messenger RNA of Aureobasidium pullulans EXF-150, 921 nucleotides long. RefSeq lists its product as uncharacterized. The transcript has a single exon. The record is from RefSeq and is a predicted model, not a curated record. Lineage: Eukaryota; Fungi; Ascomycota; Dothideomycetes; Dothideales; Saccotheciaceae. Bases 1 to 921 code for a protein of 306 amino acids.
AUGGCAUACUCCGAUCCAUACAAUACUCUUUGGGCUCAGCAGAGUUAUCUCUUUAACGAGAUCGAUCUUCUAAAGCAUCACUCCGUAGAUAUAGAACGACAACUCCGACGAGCUCAACGAACACUAGCCAAUCCAGAAACGAAACGGUAUGACAGAAGGAAAGCCAAGUGGGUAUCCAAUUCACAACAACGAUACCUCAAAGAGUUGGAACGCGCUCUGCAACAGUUGCUACAAUCUCUGUCGCUCUGUCAGGCACGCAUUGCUCAGAUGCACACCGAAGCUUCGUGGGAAGCAGAUUUAUAUGGUAAUGCCCAACACGUACACGUUAAUCCCCUGAUGGACAACAGCACGACGCCCACACAAGAGACAUACCAACAUGAGGCGCGUUCCACCAGUCCAGAUUCUGGCUUCUCCGAACCAGCUUUGUACGCACACCCUUUUGACCUUGACUUGACUCAAGAUCAGAGCAACCACGUAUUCUCUCACGAGAUCCAACACCCUCUUCCUCUGACUAUCAACACACAAUUCGGACAGACUCCUGCACCGACUCAAAGAGUAACCUUGAGUCCGACCGCUGAAGACUUUACUCCGACUCCAAAGGCAACGCAUAAACUCAUCAGCCCUCUCGCUCCGCCGUUCAGCCCCUUCGUCUUUGCCAAAGCCAAUCCUCCCACUCCCAGCCGCCCGAUCAACGCCGUACCACUGUUCAGGCAACCAAUCUGGUCUUCGCCAUCUGAUUGGAGUGAGCAAGUCGCUGCUGAGAUGACACCCAUAUCGCCGACGGCAAGAGCUGAAGAGGAGGGGCAGAACAACGGAAACAAGAGGAAAUACUCAGUUGCUGCGAUUGAGUUGAUUGAGAGCCGUUUGAGACACAAGAGGCAGGUCAGUGAUGUGGCAAGAGGUGUGCCGGUGCAGGGAUGA